Mollisia scopiformis is the source of this 1240-nucleotide messenger RNA. RefSeq names its product Mog1p/PsbP-like protein. Lineage: Eukaryota; Fungi; Ascomycota; Leotiomycetes; Helotiales; Mollisiaceae. Gene Ontology annotation, molecular function: guanyl-nucleotide exchange factor activity; small GTPase binding. Gene Ontology annotation, cellular component: nucleus. The record is from RefSeq and is a predicted model, not a curated record. Gene Ontology annotation, biological process: protein import into nucleus. The transcript is spliced from 4 exons. The coding region runs from base 444 to 1028 and encodes 194 amino acids.
UCUUUUUUUACUUUUUUAAUCUUUUUCUAACAUCUUCAAAUUUGAUUUUUUUUUGGCUCUGCGACAUUAAGGCAGCUUUGGCAUGUUGAUCAGGCUGUCACCGCUUGAGAUUUGCUUAGUGGGGUUGAUUGCCAGCCUUGCGCCCAGUAAACGUUCAUGCAUCUUUCGAUUCAAUUGUUCUUUCAUGACUCUUCUUUUUGCUUCACCAUUUGUAGUCGCCUGAAUUUUCUCUCUGCAUAGUCUCAUACUGAUCCUUUGAACUCGACAAGCGAGAUCAGGCAUCAAGUUCUACAAGAAGAUCCACUGUCCCCUGCCUUGGAAGUUGGAGCUCAUACACACAUACCACUUCCAGCUACUCGGUCACGCAGCAUCAACAACAAUCAGCAACCGCUGAAAACUUGACUUUAGCCAGAACAGAUAUUGCCUCUAGAAUUUCCUUCAAGAUGGCAUCCUACACUUCCACGCCACUUUUUGGCGGAGCCCUUAUCGUCGACCUCCCCUCGACCUUUGCCGACGUCAGCACAAUCCGUCAAGUCCCCGACCACCAAGAAGUCUACCUCGACAAAGACGGCUUCACAAGCAUCAUCUUCGACAUCACAGAACGCGUCGGCCUCCCAGGCUCCGGCCCAGCAGUCGACGGCGCCGCCCUCACCACCCACCUCGAAGACAUCGUCGACUCCGACACCGACACCGUGAAAGUCUGGAACACGUCCAACACCCAAUUCUCCAAGCUUCCUGAAGGCAUUCCAGCCUAUACGCUGAUUGCGACACAAACUCCGGCCGCGGCGCCAAAUAGCAAGAACCCAGAUUUCACGGCUAUUGUCCUGACGUUGAUUCGGUUGGAGAAGGAGAGUACGGAUAUCCUGGUUACGAUUAAUGUGCCGCAUAUCAAGGGCGAGUAUACGGAGGAGGAGAUCGAUAUGCAGAUGGGGAAGCAGGGCAAGUUGAUUGAGAUGGCGGUGGAGUUUGCGGCGAAGAUUUGGGAGACGUUUAAGAUUAAGGAUUGGGGGCUGUUUAAUGAGGUUUAGGUGGGUUUGGUUGGGGUUGCGGAGUAGGUAAUAGGUGAUGGGAAGGAGGGUUACGUGAUGGGAUUAGAGUCCGACUGGACUCUUUGUGGAAAUGGGUAUGGAUCAGUUCUCAUGGGAAGAAGUGAAGAAUGGGAGGAUAUCUGGACUCGGAAUGAACAUCAUGACUGAAUGAUCUGUUGCAUGGGAUUGGGAACUUUCAUAGCGCAUCACAC